AUGAGACUUGGAGUUUCUAUAAGCAAAAAACAAACAGUUCUCUCGUUUGGAGCAAUGCUGAAAUUCCAAGAGGCUGCUAAGUGUGUAAGUGGAUCAAUAGCUGUUUCCACAUGUCCAAAGUCCUUGAUCGCGAGAAGAUACAUGCUUCAACAGAAACUUGGCAGCGGAAGUUUUGGAACCGUCUAUCUGGUGUCAGACAAGAAAGCCAAACAAGGAGAAGAAUUAAAGGUACUGAAGGAAAUCUGUAUUGGAGAACUCAAUCCAAAUGAGACUGUGCAGGCCACCUUGGAGGCCCAGCUCCUUUCCAGGCUGAAUCACCCAGCUAUUGUCAAGUUCCAUGCAAACUUUGUGGAGCAGGAUAAGUUCUGCAUUAUCACAGAGUACUGUGAGGGUCGAGACCUGGACUGUAAAAUUCAAGAAUAUAAAGAAGUUGGAAAAACCUUUCCAGAGAGUCAGAUAAUAGAAUGGUUUAUCCAGCUGUUGCUGGGAGUUGACUACAUGCAUGAAAGGAAGAUACUUCAUCGAGAUUUGAAAUCAAAGAAUAUAUUUCUGAAAAAUAAUAAACUUAAAAUUGGGGAUUUUGGAGUUUCUCGACUCCUAAUGGGAUCCUGUGAUCUAGCCACCACUUUAACUGGAACUCCCCAUUAUAUGAGCCCGGAAGUUCUGAAACACCAAGGCUACGACACAAAGUCGGAUAUCUGGUCCCUGGCAUGCAUUUUGUAUGAGAUGUGCUGCAUGAAUCAUGCGUUCACUGGCUCCAAUUUCUUAUCCAUUGUUUUAAAAAUUGUUGAAGGAGACACUCCUUCUCUCCCUGAGAGAUACCCAAGACAGCUGAAUGCCAUUAUGGAAAGCAUGUUGAACAAGUGUCCUUCAUUGAGACCAUCUGCAAUAGAAAUUCUAAAACUUCCUUACAUUGAUGAACAACUACAGGACCUGAUGUGUCGGUAUUCAGAAAUGGCCCUGGAAGACAAGAAUUUGAAUAGUCAGGAGGAGGCAGCUUAUAUAAUUAAUGCUGUGCAUAAAAAGAUUCACCUGCAGACCCUGCGGGCACUGUCUGAGGUGCAGAAGAUGACACCAAGAGAGAGGAUGCGGGUGAGGAAGGUCCAGGCAGCUGAUGAGGAGGCCAGGAAGCUGAAAAAGCUUGUGGAAGAAAAAUAUGAAGAAAACAACAAACGAAUGCAGGAACUGAGAUCUCGGAACUUCCAGCGGCAGACUGUGGAUGUGCUCCACGAAUUUGAUGACCCAGCUUCAGACAACCUGCCUGAGUCUCAGCCCAUUCCUUCCCUGGAUCUCCGCACCCUUGGGUCAAAUGUGGAGGACACCAUAGCUGACCUUGGAGAUCAUGAGAUCCCAGCAGACCCACUUGUGGCUGAAGAGUAUUAUGCUGAUGUAUUUGAUUCCUGUUCUGAAGAAAGUGAGGAGAGUGAGGAAGAGAAAACAGUAUUCUCAGUCAAGGAUGAAGAGGUUGAGGAUGAAGGACCCCAGCCUGUUUACAGGACAAACCAACAGGACAGUGAUACUGAAGCUCUGGCCAGGUGUUUGGAGCAUGUGCUGGGCUGCACCACUCUAGACACAAGGACUGUCACCAGCUCAGCUCCAGACACACCCUCGGAACCAACAAUUUUCAACAGUGCAAUGGCCAGGACCCGGAUGAAACACAUGCGGGAAUCCGCUGUGCAGAAGCUGGGAGCAGAGGUGUUUGAGGAGGUCUACAGUUACCUCAAGAGAGCAAGGCAGCGGGGAGCCAGCGAGGCAGAGGUCUGGGCAGCUCUGGAAACAGUGGUGCCUCGAGCCAGCGACUGUUUUGAGGUUGACCAACUACUCUACUUUGAGGAGCAGUUGCUGAUCACCAGGGCAGAAGGGGUCGAUCUUCCCCAGAACCAUCAUGAAGCAACUGUCAGAAGCAAGCGGGUCCCAGUGGACAAGGCGCCUGUGAAAAUCCAUCAGCACUGUCGCUGA
Molecule: messenger RNA, 1959 nt
Organism: Budorcas taxicolor (takin)
Lineage: Eukaryota; Metazoa; Chordata; Mammalia; Artiodactyla; Bovidae
Gene: NEK11
Product: NIMA related kinase 11
Biological process (GO): protein phosphorylation
Molecular function (GO): protein kinase activity; ATP binding
Source: RefSeq, a predicted model, not a curated record